This is a messenger RNA of Pocillopora meandrina, 15309 nucleotides long. NCBI's taxonomy places the organism in Eukaryota, Metazoa, Cnidaria, Anthozoa, Scleractinia, Pocilloporidae. The record is from the annotation of a GenBank genome assembly.
AUAAAAAUGGCGGAAACUUCAAUAUUGAGAUGAGUGACAAUUGAAUCUUACUUCAUACUGAUCGCAUAUUGCUUGAUUUCUGUUCAAAUUACUGUGUUUGUGAUGAAUUAAGAACAUUUGACUUAAAUGUCUCGCAAUAAAGCAAAAAAAUCGUCGAAGACAGGCGGGUUUGGAUCAGUGCAGAAGAGAGUGAAUUCCAUUUCUCGACGGGUAAGUUUGAGAAGAUGUGAUGGUCAUUAUGACUUUGAUGUUUACUUGGUCCGAUCUUACACUAAAUUUACAACGCAAUAAUUUAUUGUUUUCCUUGUUCAGAAUAUAAUCCACAAUGUGUUAAUUAAGGGGAUUUGAUUUAAGGUUGAUGACUUCUACGAUCGCCUGGAUGUUUCGUCAUCAAUUACAGCACCAGAAAGAAAGGACAAUUAUGACAAGUGGGUAAUACAUCAAGGUUUUCAAAUAAUUAACUCAUCAUAACUUUGGACAUUUUUCAUUAAAAUCUCUUACAGCUUAACCACUUGUCGAGUAUGUAAUAGCUAUUGCUUAGAAGUUUUAGAGCUGUAAGUAGCAACUGAACUUAGCGUUUCUUUAUAGUAUGGUAUAGUUCCUAUCGAAGCUAACUGCAGAUAUUAUACAUUUUCGUAACAUGAGCUUCACUGUGGGAUAUUCUUGAUAGUUUCGUGGAAAAGUUAGUGCAUGGAAAUUACUGUUUGAGAUAUGAUACAAAAAAGGGUUUAGAUUGUCAUAUGAAAGAAAUUUCUAAAUGAUAAAGGAACCCAUGAAAUUGUUCAUUAACAUUACCCAAUUUUUAUGCAGCUAAAAUGAAAAUUUAAAAACUACCGGUACACAUUCAAAGUUUGGAUAUUCUGUGUGAUACAUGAACUUUGCUAUUAUGUAACAUGAUAUUUAAUUCUGAUUUUUGCAUUAAUUAUUUUCUGUCAGCUGUGUAAAAUUAAAGGAUGAAAUUGAACAACUGUCCAAUGAGCUCUUCAGUCUCUCCAAGGUGUGGAAUAAAAAUUCUUUGGUUAUAUUAUUGUUAUUGUUAUUAUUAUUAUUUAUAUAUUUGUUAUUGCAAUGUUUGCCAUGUUUAUGUUGCUGAAAAAAGGUUUUUCAAAAUGCUUUACACUGUAAUUAUACACUAUUAUAUGGCAACAUGAAGAGGUUAGGUAAUGACUAUGUAUGUUUUACUAUUAUUUAAACAUCCUGAACCAGUCUAAUUGAAUCUUUUCUUUGACAUGAAGUCUAUUGCUGCUAUGCCAAGACAACAGUUUUAAGAACUAAACUGGUUCAAGAUAUAUAUGUUAUUUGUUGGCUGGGAGGUCCGCAUGGUGAAAAACUGUGACCGAGGUCUUGAAAAUACUGCCCAAGGCUGUAGAGUGAGGGCAGCAUUUCAAGACUGAGGUCACAGUUUUUCACCAUAUGGACCGACCAAGUUUAAAAAAAUAAUCAGUAUGAAGUAAGAUUAUUUUUUUAAACUUGACAAAAUUCUUUCCAAAAGAACCCUAAUGAUUACCGGUUACCAGUUGCAGUAAAUAUGGCAAGACCCUUCAUAAGCUGAACAAUUUUUGAGCGAGUAAAUGGUAGUUAAAAUAGAGGUGAUGCAAAUUAAAGAGAGAUGCCUCACUGAAACAUUUUCAUUUCCGUAACGACAAAGGUGAUUUAAAAGGCUUCCAAACAAACUUUGAAACAUUAUUUUUACAAGUAUCUGUCACAAUCUGACACCUGUCAAUUAGAGAGCACGUAAGAAAAAAAAAGCACAAGAAGAUUUGAAAACUACAGAACUAGUUUGGCAAGGCUAUCAUGACAAUGUUUUCUUCAGUAACAGUCAAUGAUCUAAUGGGAAGUAUUAUUCACUCUCAUUGACGAUUCAUUGUACAAAGAUUUACCUCUGUUCAUGAAGUAAACGGCAAGGAAAGUAAUUGUGAGUAAAUUCAAAUUUUUUAUUUUGAAGUUGUGAGAGUUUGUUCAUUUCUUUGCUCCAAUGGCAUGUGUAAAUCUGGUCUUUCCUCCACAAAAACUCAAUUCGAAUGGCACACUCCAACAAAACACACAGGGAUUUAAUGCAGCCUUUUCUCAUUAAAUUCCUUCAGUUUUUGUUGUGCAAUUUAUGGUACAAAUGUCCAAAUUGAAUGGAAAGACUCACUGAGAGCAUAUAUUUGUUGUAGAACUUAAAUUAAAACUUGGCUUGCUCUUUCACUAUGAACAAAUUGUUUGAGAAAAUUCAGGUAUUAAAUGGAUGAAAGUUCCAUUGUUCAGUUUAACUGUAACCAAAUACUUCACUUUUUUACUUUCUAUGUACUUUUUGUGAACGAUUUAAAUUAAUUGCAGAAGGUUUUCAGGCCGCUUGUCAACCAAUGUAAUGACACUAUUGCUUAUACAAAUUCAUUCUGAAACCAAUAUUUUUCUCUCAACCAAAGUGAUUUGAGAGAGAGAAAAGAGAGGAUUUAUAAGUUAUUUAUUGGCUUGAGGUAGUGACCAACAUGUUUGCUUAAAAAUACUGCCUGGCCAGAAAAAGUUGGGAUGUACUCAGUGACUCAUGAAAGCGUUACUGUGGCCCAUGGGCAGAGAUAGGAAAAUUCUGACCAGGUAAAGAACCAAUCAGGUUUAAGGAUUUGUUACCAUGCCCUCUAAAAAAAUAAUAAUAAUAUAGAUCAUCAAUAAACUGAGGCUAACAAAUGCAUUAUAUUCAGAUACAGAUAAGCUUUGGCCCAGUCUCCUUCUCCCUCAAGAUAUACCACUGUGAUGAAAUGUUAUCAUGUACUGUAUUUCCUCAAAUAAGUGCAUGGGCACUUAUUUCAAAUCAAGGGUUAAAAAAAGGGGUGGUUAUCAAAAGGAGGGCGCUUAAUCAAAGGGAGUGCUUAUUUCUCUCUUGUGUUGUUCUGGUUGGAGUUGAAGCUUAAAACGUUACAAAUUAAGUGGCAAUAGAAACAGGUGUUCCCUAAGAAAGUGAGUGAGGAGGGGGAGGCUUAUUUGACAGGGACACUUGUUUGAUUGUUUGUUUCAGGUCCUAUUUACAAUUACUCGUUUCAGUAGUGUUCUUAGCUGCGAGGAUCUCCUAAUUUCAUCUCUCCACCGCAGUGCAAAUAUGUGAAAUUUUCAUAUAUCUAAAAUCUUCGAAAUACAGUUUCUCAUCAUGUUGUAACCUCAGAUGUGAAUUACAAUAGAGUGAUGACACACAACUAAUCCUUCUUAGUGAAUGAUGUUCAAUGGUUUAAUCUUAUUGUGCCCUGAUCUGAUUGAUUGAUUUUAAGAGCUGUGAUUGCAGCAUAUGGACUAUAUGUUCACCCAUUGGGUUACUGCUGUUCAGUCCUGCUGUUGUUGUGUUUCAUAAUCAUGGGCAACCAUAAUUCUGGGAUUUAUUAUUGACUGUUUAUUCAUAAUGAUCUUGUAUUGUGCAAUGAGACCUGACAGAAGUUAAAAAAGAGGACUACUUUAAGCUUGGCUUGUUUCUGAUAUCAGUUUAGUUUGACUAAUCAUCUCUUAAUCAUUGUGUUAUCAGGCUGAUAAUGAAGGCUCCUCACAAGAUUUUAAUCUACAGAAAAGGAAAGAACAGCAAAAGUUGGAACAUUUGAAGGUAAUGAAAAACAAGAUUGUUUUCAGAACAUUACAGAUCAUAUUAAGCUUGGGGUACUGUAUUUGUAAAGUUAUGCUUACAAUAAAGUGUAAGCUAGGUGGGUCUUGUUAAACCUGUGAUACUUAACAAUUAUAUGAUAUGCCCCUGAAUGUGGUUGAGAUGUUUCUUUGAAUAUGAAAGCAAUCUCCGCAUGAUGAACACUACUUACACAGUAGUGAAAAUAAGGCCUGAAAAGGAAAAUUCAGGCCUGUACAGGAUUUGAACCCAUGACCUCCGAAUCAAUGACUGUGAAUAUAUGAAAAUCAUAUAUGUGAACUGCAGAUGAAGAAAUGAAUAUGAAAGCAAUCUUCACAGUAGCAAUAUGGCCUAAGAUAUUCCUUCAUCAAGCACUCAUGAAAAAAAAAAAACCAACAGCAUUUUCAUUCACAAAACAAAUCAUCUUUAUUUCAAGUGCCAAAAUCCAUUCACAAUGGAAUCUAUAAUUUUAUAUUUUUUAUAUGUGGAUAACAAUAAAAUUUUACAUAUGAAUACAUUACUGAUAUGUUUGCCAAAGGAAAAAAAAUCUGUUGAUUUUGAUUGAAAUAGGUAAGAUUUAUAUAGGCUAAGAUAUAGCAAUAAAGAAUUAAAGACUCAUAUUGAGAAACGUAAUUAAUUCAUUUACAAAUCAUAUUUUGUUCUUGAUGUCAUAGCGUUCUACUCAUUUUGAUAUCAGUCAACUGUUAUCUUUUGUCACUGUUCAAGGAAACAUCUAGAACUUAAAUUAAAGUAGUCGUUAACGUCAUUUGAUCAGCACGGGAAAACACAUUUGAGGUAGUCGGGAGUGUUUUGUUUUUUUUCGUCGUAUUUGAUUGGUUGACAAAUAAGCGCUUGUUUUCGGGACCAAUCACAGCAUAACCUAUAUCACAAAGAAAGCUAUUUUAAGUUACUUUCGACUACUCGAACAUUCAAUAAAUCAAAAGUCAUUAACAAUAAUAAAUUUCCUGAAGUGUUUGUUUGAAAACAGCUGCAUAUCCCUAAGACAACAACUUGAGCAAAUCGCAAUUUACAUCCCAGACGGUAGUGGCACUUAUUGUUUGCAUUCGUCUUUACCAAUGUUUUUUUUUAGUUCCGCCAGAAACACUCUAAGCUCCAGAUCCUUUCUGAUAUCAAAGUGUUUGCAUGGAUUUAGCAAGAAGCAAUAUUUUCAAGUGAUAUCCCUUAGCUUUCAGCUGCGGUAGCUCAAUUUUAAGGAGCUCUUACAACCACAUGGAGUGAGGCAUAUUUGCUAGAAGAAGGAUAAUGCAAAAGUCUUUGUUUCACACUUACGAGGUUUGCAAGAUUCAGUGUUAAAAUUAAUCCCACUGUUUUGAAGGUGUUCAUUUUUAGAUGCAAACUCAAACGACUUGCAAGAUAUACUUAAAAGUGCAUUUGUUCCAUGCCUAGAGGAGAUGAUGUUUCCUUUUCCCCUUGCAUUACGCAUUUCGAUUAACCUGCGUCGAAUAUUUUGCGACAAGUAAAAACUCGAAACAAUUAAUUUAUUCACAUAUCGUUAAGUGUUAAGUUUAAUUCUAUUUGGUACAACAAACAUCUUUCACUAAACAACAUAGAAAUUUUCGCCAACAAACUCCUGCAUCCGCCAAAACACUAUCGUUUUUUGUCCGAAUUAUUUUAUUCUUAAUUCAAGUUAACUUCGUGACUGCUUUGUUUAGCGUUUACGUUUUCGUUGAAGAAAUACGAGUGCACUUCGAUAUAAUAUUUUAGCGAAAAUCUCACGUUGAAAAUAAUCUGUUGUAAUACGGUUCGUACCAGUCUAGUAAAAUCUUUCAAAAUGUGGGGGGGGUUUAUUUAAUUAUAAUAUUUCACCAAAUUUCAUUUGUAUGUUAUUGUUGUUACCAUAAAACCAACGAGUGCGGAAAUUAGCACGGCCUUUGCAUAAUUACUAUGCCUUGUUUAGCCUUUGUGUUUAAUUAAACUGAGAAAAAUACUAAUUAGUAAACAUAAAAUAAUCCGGCUUAAGGAAAACAUUUGAAAUAAAUGUAUUGAUGGUGUAUUGCUAAUUAACACACAGCGGCGCAAGUUCGAAUAGAACAAAGAUGUUUACAACAAAGUUGUCAUGCGUUACUAAGAAAUGUGUUCAUUGUUCUUCUGCCAGAGUGAUAUCCGCCAAAAACAGUGUAACAUCUUCGGAUGAGUCUUUCAAGUAACUGAACUAUUUUGAUUCUUGUUUUUGUUUCAUAGAGCAAACUGGACAGAAUAUCUGAACAGCUUGAACCCGAUGAAAUCGAAGAGGAUUAUUUCAGGUGUGGAAAACAUGUCGAUUUAGACGUGCAAAUGAGUAUAUUCAAACACAUGUUUAUUUCUUUUAUUCCCUCCUGCCAACUAAAGUCAGUCGACCGUAAUAAGGAUUUGUGAAAUGCUUCGUCAGUUGAACCAUGUUGGAGCAGUUUUAAGCUACGCUUGGCCGUCCGUAUCAUUCCUGAGGCAUUAUUGUAGUAGUCCGCUAAUUCAAGUAAAUGCUAUGUGCGUACUAACUCGCGUCAUUAACAUUUUGAACGCUGAAUAGGGUUUAUUGUCAUUGUGAUAUAGGAAAAGUAAUUAGAAUGAUUUAUUGUGGCAUGCCUCAAGAACACAACUUUCCCUUAAGCGCGAAAAAUCACUAAAAGGGAUUAACGGAAUCGCGAUUGGUUCUUGAUUGUAAUCCGCUCACCUUGAAUAACUCGAUGAAUGUUUGUGUUCAAUCGAGUUACGAAAAAAUUGUUGUCGGUCUUUUUGAAUCAAGUUUUUAGAACAACUUUCGAGUCAUUGUUGGAAGAUAAAAAAUUGUUGGUGUUCAUCCAGUGUCGAUGAUUGUAAUGAUGAUGAUGAAGAUUUUUAUGUUAUCAACUUCGCAGAAAGAUGCAAGAAGGUGAUGUUGGUGCCUCCAACAGUGAUUUACUGACGGAUAAAGCUGAUGAUGAUGACACGCGCAUGCCCGAUAGGUGACUCUCAAAAUAAAAUAUAUUUUGUAAUGCGCCUAGAAGGCGAUAUUUGUCAAUAUGACCAACAGCGACUGCAUGAAAGUGGAAUGCGGACUGAAUCACUUGGAGAUGUUCUGCUUGGAUGGAUCCCUUUAAAAUCUUCAAACAACGACUUGACCCAAAUUUCAAUUUCGUAAUGAAAUUUGGAAUGUGUACUUAACUACUUGUUUACAUCGUCUUUUAUACCGUAUUGUCCUUUUUUUUCUCACAAUCUCAAGUGAAGACGACGAUGAAGGUGAAGAAGGAGAAGAUGAAGAUGAAGAUGAUGAAAGUGAAGAGGACACUUCCUCCAACAUAGUAAUGGUGAGCAGUGUUAGAUCACCUUAUCUGGCAGGAAAUGGUAAGCAGCACUUUUUCGAGAAGAAAUUAUGAAACACGAAUAGUCCAUGAUCUAUGCCGGCCUAAGGGCAUUAGCCUGUGAUAACAUUUCGAAAGUCAGGAGGACACACAGAUUUGUGCCCGUGAGAGGAUGAUCAAGUUAAUGUACCGUUAUGGUAAAACUCAUCUAAUCGUAUCAUUUCAUCUGUCCUUAAUUUGUUUCUCUACAAUUCACACAGGUCCGCAAGGUCGAGGCUUUGAGUGAUUUUACAGGGGAGCAGGAUGGCGAUCUCAGUUUUAAGAAGGGAGAGAUUCUAACAGUCAUAAAAACAAGGUACAGUUGAACUUCUCAUAAGUUGCGCUCAAUGCGCCCUGAGGUUUACAAGAGGAACAUUAGACUUCAGGGGAGGGAGGUGUAUGGUGCCAUGGCCUGAUUGUGCUACAAAUCUGUCCUUUUCAUCAGAUUUUCAUGCGCACAUAAAACUCGAUAGAGUAAAAGUACAAAUUGUUCCUUAUUCGACUUGAGCGUAAAUUCAGUGAUUGAUAUGACGUAUGCUUCCAUCUUUGUCUCUUUUGUAAACGUCAGUGAAGAUGGAUGGUGGGAAGCAGAAAACACUGCCGGCAAACAAGGUGUUGUCCCUAAAACCCUUCUCAAGGUAAUGAAAUGUUUUCUUUUUCUGAGUAAACAACAUCAGUAGUGGUAACAAUGCAUAAAAAACAAACAUUGGCUUAAACAGUAAACAAUCAAAACUGAAAUCCAAUUUGAAAAUAUCACGAACUUGUGGAUCUACUCACGUCUUAUUUUAUGAAUAUUUUCUUUUUUUUGUGUGUCUUUCACAAGGUUUCGCUUCGUUCAAUUAAGUUCUCUUUUUUAGAUUAUCGAAGAAAACGAAGAAACCUCGCCAGUGAAACAAAGGGAUGAGCAAUCCGCUGAAAUAAAGAAAGGUACGUUUGGUUUUGCAAUAAAACCUUAGUUCUUCUAUUCCUCAAAAGCAAUCACAGUAUCUAGUGUUUGCACACAAGUUUUUUUCCUCAACCCCUUGCCCUUUUAUUUUGUAAGAAAUGUUUGUUUAAUUCAUCCUUACAAUUUUUAGUUGUAGGGGCACUUGUUAAAACCAGAAUAACAACAAUUCAGGUUUGAUCAUAUUUUCUUUCCAUCGUCGUUUGCAGAGUCAGCAGAUAAAGUUCCGGAGCUUUCCACCAGAAAAAGGUGAAGAAAUGAUUAUGGCCCUGAGAAGGAUUUUGCUAACGAAAUUUGAUAUAAAUCAUACGAUUUUCGUUGAUUAAAAUGUCCUCGAUGCUUUUAAAGAUCUCGUCGGAAAACACAACCUCGUAGACUGCAAAUUUGUCUCUUCCAUGCAGGCGUUCAUUUAAAUUAGGAAUUCCAAUCCUCCGUCCUUUUUUGCCUUGCGCUGCUGUCGCGCUCAGUCUACUAAUAAAACACCUAAGACGGGCUGAAUGUAAAUCAGUUACACCAGUAAAGACUUAGUGAGGUUAAUGUUUUUCACACAACGUGAAUUUUAUUCUUUUGGAAUUUUUUAGUGGAUUGGAUUUGUGGAAAAGUCUAGCCAAAAGUUCAACGCAACAGGUAUUUAUUCCUCCUUUACUGUAAAAUAUGAGCCGUGAUCUUCGUUUGCUGUUUGUUUUGAUCAUCGUAGUAUUGAUGUCUGUUCUCUGAGAAUUGGCCUUAAUAAGUCGCUUAUUUGAAAAGAGCAACUUCAUGCGAGCUUCAUACCAGACGAACAACAAUGACACUAGCUGAUGUAAUAUUUGGACAUCGAACACUCAAGGAGCGCUUAAUUUUCAAACUGGUUCUUAGUUUAAGAGUUAGCUAAAAUAAGAGUGAUAGAAUAACUAGUUUUUCAACUCAUUUUUAUCUUAGCUAUCUCUAAGAACACGUAACGCCAAGAUUCAGUUUGUAGAAUAAGUGCUACUUAGUCUUCCCUUGACAAACAAUUCCCAGUAUCUCUCUGUUUGGUAUACCAGCUGGUCCUGAUCAGUUACAACUGUAUAAAUACGAGGUCAAACUUUUUUAAAAGCUUCCGUUGUUCUUUUAGUGAGAAGAGAUCAUUUUUGUUUCCUUUAAAAUGAUGUGUCAAUCGUCUAGGAAAUUGUCGUAAUGUUACUUCAAAUAAAAGCUGAUUUUUUAAUUCAACGUCAUGUCCAUCUCGUUCAAAGAAAUUACAGCUUUCCGCUUCUGUUUAACGUGCGCGCGACACGUUUAAUUGUGACGUACACUUUUAAGCUCAAUUUCAAAACAAAAGGUUUGUUUCUCUUCUCUCUUUUCGUCGGCUGCUUUUACGGAGCUAAACUUGGCUUUUCCUACAAGUAUGGCAAAUGGUGCUACAAUUUAUAAGUUUGAAGAGGUAUUUAAACGCUCUUUGAAUUGGUUUUGCGUUUUCUUCCGCUUAAUUCAACCUCUCUGCUUUAGCGUAAAAGAUUUAAAUUUACGAGAGGAACUAGAUUGAUUCUUUGGCUAAUUGUAGUAAAAUGAGUUUAGCUUUACUUUAUUUACGAAGACGGCGAUGUCGCUUUCUCUUUUUUUAUUCUUCCGGGCCUUAUCGUCUUGAUAUUUUCUAUUAAAUAUCUCUAAAAUUUAGCGCAAUUUUCGUUUCGUUUGUUGUUAUAUUUUUGCUAUGAAUAUGAUCAGUAGACAAACGAUGCAGUCCUCGCAGCAAAAUGGGAUAUACUCUAUUCGUUAGCAGACAGUACGACAAUCAGCCAAUAAAAGUAAUGCUUUUAUAUAUUUCAAGCAAAAGAUGUCUUCGUGGUUGCCCCACUGGAAUAAAACGUCGGUAAAACAAACAAUAAACGAAGUUAAACCUGUGUGAGACCCCAGUUCGGAAUUCAAAUCUUAUUUAAAGGCAUACUAAGAAAAUGUCCCGUUAUACGGAAAAUAAUUGUGUUAGUGGCUUUGCCUGGGCCGAAGUAACUACUAAUCCUUAAAAAUACAAAACAAAGUAUUUUUUCAGUUCCAAUUUAAACAACCCGUUGUCUUUACGUUGUCUCCGUGUAACUUUCUCUGCAAUAAUGCGUCGUACAAUAUUGUGUUUUUCUAAUUUUGCCUAUGGCCUUGGUGAAUAAAAUAAUACAGGCGACUGAUGUGAUUAGUUUUUGAAUUCCAAAUCAGGGUUGGUGAUAUAAAUAAUGUUUCUGUAUUCACAGAUAGGCUUUGUUAAUUGUCGCUUUCCCUGUCAAUUAUAUUCAAGCGUUAUUCGUUUAAAUGUGUUAAUUUAUCACUCAAAAAACGAUGAGUAUCGAACUAGCAAAAUUAUCUUGCAAACUAAUGGCGAUAUUUAUGGAAAUAUUUUAAUCUGCAUUGAUGACACUUGCAGGAUAAAAUGAAAUUGUGUAAACUCAUUAUACUAUGAAAGGGCUAUUUCCAACGAUUAUUCCUGGUUGAUUUUUUUCUAGUUUUCGUAACAACAAAAUGCAGAAUUAAUCUUGUCCAAGCUGACUUUCAAAGUCACGAGAUUUUACAGACUCUACUUGAAGAAAUUAGUCGAUUCAUGCAACAUAGAGUCUUUCUUUUUUAUUUAAAAACGUUUGUGGCCUUUCUUUUAAAUGUCGCGUUGCGUGACCGUUAUGUCAUACCUUACCGAGAAACCCUGAAACCCACACUCCAGCUCAACACCCAUCGACACUCAACGUAACUAGUGUGUGACCUUCACGCAGGAAAUGGAAAAAAUAUAGCACGGAAACUCCCUCCCGUAUGAAGUAAAAAACAUGAAAAUGAAUGUGGUGGUGAAUUUGAUUUCCUCUUCUCAGACUAGUGCCACAGACGUGUUGAAAGCUAUGGGUGCCAUGCCAAGUGGUUUCCGAUCAACAACGCUUGGAAAACUGGCCAAAGAAGGCAAGCUGUUUUUAAGAUUAAUUCCCUGAGUUUAAAUGUUGAUUUCUGUUCGAUUUUGCAGCACACGUCAAAAGUAUCUAGUUUGUCACAGCGGAGCACUUACCUGAGGCUGUGGGGUUUUUUUAUCUCUUACGUUAUAACAAACGUCGGAAUGAAUCAGAUAAAGGACGAAGUAAACGAACGUAGCACUUACACUGUUGUUUACUCGCGUUUUAUGUUUUUCUGGUGGAUGGUUUUACUUCUAGUUACAAGAUAGGACUUUACUUUUGAUCCCUCAGAAAUCUGGCAAACAAGCUCUUGGGUGAUGCCAAAACUAAGCCAGUCUAAUGUAGCAUUCAGAGACAUAACUUGGGAUCCCGUCAAUAAACAGGUGAAAACGUAACUAUUCCUCUGUUAAAGCUUGUAACUCUUCGAAGAAAGACGGCUAAAACGUAGGAAUUGAUGCAAAGAUAGUGGUGUAAAGAAAGUACCCCCAUAUCUCCUGACUGAUAGCCUCUCCGCUAUCCAACUUCGAGGAGCUGAGUUAUUGAACCCUCUCGAGAGGGUGAGAUGGAGCUACUUUGAUGGGGUGAUCUGAUUCUUGUUAUCUCUCUUUCGUUUUCUUGAUUUUUCUAGAGAAGGAAAGGUUUUGACUUCCUCGAUACUAGUAAUUCAACCUGGCUAUUUUUUUACCCUUUACAGCUGCGACCACGAACGGCAAAAACCAACAGGGUUCUUCAAGUGUGCAGUGCACGAAUGAUACCAUCAAUAGGAUCAGGUCAGUCCCAGGCCCACUAUGACGACUUGAUGAUAGAUCAGCAGUAGAACUUAGCUCAUUUAUGUCAAAAAAAAAAGAUUUAUUCUUACAUUCAAAAACUAAUAUAAUAAGCGUAAGUGAAAAACUGCAAGUUUGGACGGGGGUCAAUCUGAAUUUCUUUCUCCACCCUUUUCUUUAAACCUAGGAACUGUCUCCUCUAAUGCAUGUUAUAUGUCUGCUAAGAGUACGGCUGCUUAGGUUGGACUCAAAUUCAGUUAUCCUCAUCACUUGUAAAUUGUACAAGGCUGCUCUAUUUGUUUGAGCUGCAACAGUGUUUCUCAGUGGUACGUAUUCAACUGUCUCAAAGAGUGAAUGAGUAAACUUUUCAGUUGUCAUUAAGGUGACUCACUGAAUCUUCUUCUAAACUUUCCUCCAUUCUGGUAUCUUGAUUCUAAGGUGUUGAAGUUAUAAGCCGACAUGUGAGGAUUGUGAUUUGGGAUAACAGCAAGAAACAGGUAUAAAAUGCACUUAAACAGGCGAUGGUGCUAUUUUGAUCUCGGUGCUGCCAAAACCGUUCACUUACUUUUGAUAUUUAUCAUCAGCCUCUUAGCAAUGUUCAUUCAGUCCGCGCAACUACGACGGAAAAAGAUCCAGCGUCAUGGAACUUUAACCCAAAGGUAAUAUGGGCAAACACCAUUUGGUACAAGGUCACUCUCAAACCGUGUUUCAAGUUUUCCGAUACUGUUUGAAGGUCUAUUUUUCCAUCUGAUUUAACCUUGGAUAUAUUUCCUCAAACCAAAGGCGAUGCUUUCAUGGAUAUUUUUAUUACAUUGCGCCAAAAAAAAUCAGCUUAGAAUGAAGAGAGAUUAUGAACUGGAAAAGAAAAUGUAUAUAUUAAUAUGAAUGAUCGGAGUCAAAAUUUCUGUGUGGGCACAUCUAUUUAAGCGCUCAUGUCGACCGCCAUGCACUUUUCACUUUAAGACUGUGCAACUGCCCGCACCGUGUCACGUACACAACCUGUAUGAAAGCUUUUCAUUUGAUUUUACAUGCAGUGUUCUACCAGUGUUUACGACUCUGAGAUUCUGGCUCGUAUUAAUUCCAAUGACGAUUCCCAAGGUAAGUUCACGCUGCCGUGUUGGUCUUGUAACGUGCUAGUGAAUAAAACAAGAAACUUUCCUUCUCUGAAUUAAUGUUAAUGUUUUUACCAUUACAUUGAUCUAUUUCCAUCUCUGAUUCUCAUUAUAUUUCUUUUCUUGUAGUUAUCCUUUUUGAAUUGAACAUACUUUAUAGAAGAACGGUAAGUGUUUAUCUGCUUGAGUUCGGUGCACAUUUGAAUAAACGCAACAGAUGACCUUUUAACCGUGAGUUUGAUAUAUUUUAUUGUUAUAGUCCACUGGUGAGAAAGGUGAAGUGGCAUGUGGUUGGUGUGCAAUUAAACUGUUUGAAGAAAACGGAGCACCGGUGCCUAACAAGUAAGACAGUCCAUUCACGUAACGUGUAGCCAUUACCUCUUUGAGAGUUUCCGUUACAACAAAGUGUAAUACCUGUGCUUUUCUUUUCUUUUUUACAGGACGUACGAAAUCCAUCUUAAUGGUGGAACACCGUUUGACAUUGGGGUCGACCUGGAUCCUUCAGUCAGUUUGAAAGGUAAAGUUUCUGACAGGCAGGCAUUACAAGUCCAAUUGAAAUACAUUUUUAAAUCCCUCAUUACUGCUUUGUAUGUUUUAGCCCUGUCAGAACUGAACAGACAUACUGACACUGAAAAGAAUCCCUUCAAUUAGGUUUUUAUCAGUGAUGUCAUCAUAGACCUUUUUUAAAAUCCAUCAAUGAAACCUGAUGGGCUAUAAAAAUAUAUUUUUGCAACAUGGCGCAGUUCUUCGCGCAUUUGGCUCAAAAGUAUGCAGAAAUAACCGGUGGUAACUAUGCUUUCGUCUUUAUUUGCUUGUAUUUAUUGUUUCAGCCAGCACCAGUCGCUUCCAACAAGUUGUCCGAACCAAUCGCCAGCCGAGGUUGACAGUGAAACUCGUUUCUUUUCCAAGUCAACGAAGAGACAUAUAUGAGUAAGCAAGAAUUUUUUUUUUUUUUUUUUUUUUUUUCCUCGGACAAAUACCAAAGCAUUUCGUGAAUGUUUAGUUAAAUGAUAACUUAAUUGUUGAUGCCUAGAUUUAGUCAAACUCAGUCACAUGUUCAGUUCGGGUUUGAAUCUCUUUGCAGCAUGUUACCAGACACUUUAUUGACAUGUCACACAUAUGCUCAGUUCAUUUCUUUGUACCGCCAAUUGCUGACUGAGAUUAUCAUGUACGAGUUGCGGGACAGUCAAGAUGCAGGUAUCUUGUGAUGAAUUGUUUGUACGUUAACUCAUUGCCAUCCUCUCCCAGACGGAGAAGACGUUAAUCCGAGUAUAUAAGGCUUCUAUGAGUAAAAAAUGUUAAUUUGAAUUGAAAUGGAAAUCAUAAGCUGCUGUAGUUCCCUCCACGCCUGACGUUUUAAAGCAAGAAGCUCUUUUGGGAAAAGUAACGGUAUUACUUUCUUUCUUUCCUUUCCUUUCCUUUCCUUUCCUUUCCUUUCCUUUCCUUUCCUUUCCUUUCCUUUCUUCCAUUAUUCGUUUCAGGUUUUGUUAUGGAUCCUGUUAUAUCAACAUUUCCAAAAAUUCUCUAUACUCAUGAUGUGAUGGAUGCUCUCAAGGUAAGCAACCUCCUAGACUUGAUGUCAGCCCAAGUAAAGGACUUCAAUGUGAGGUUUACUUGUUGACAGGUUCGAGUGGAAGCAAUCAGUGUUAGGGUGCGCUGCUCCUUGUCGUCACAAGUGCCCACGUACUACCAGUUAGACACGAUUCAAUCGAAACUCCCGCUUCUUCUGAGCAUGUUGUAGCUUAAGACUUUUAUCACGUUUAAAUUCGUCUCUAAAAUUAUGCCUCUGAACUAUAAAAUGAAUAAUUUAUUUUCUCGAUAUAGCGCUGCUGGGACGAGAAAAGCAAGCGAGCACUCAAGCGAUCCCAACGAGUAAGUACUGAGUUACCGCCGCCGCUAUAAAGAAAUACUCAAGUACCUUUAGUUAUAUUUACUCUAUGAAGCUUGCAAGAGUAACGUUUUGUUCAACUGACGCACAAAAGCAAAUCAAGUAAAGCUUUGAAGCAAGCAAUUCAACCGUUAUCGUGGUUAUUAUGGAUCAAGUGGAUCAGGACCACUGGUCUCUUAGAAGUGCACAGGUUCCUGUUUAUCCCAAAUGCUCCCAGAUUUCCGAUUUCCUGGCCAAUAUUCAUUCCCACCUCUUUGAUUGCCUUUUUCUAUAGAGAGACGAAGCACACAUGAGAAGAUUCUUCAGGGAGGUCUACAUGGACAGUGUAUUUCCAAUUUUAAACUCCACUGAAUUACCGCCGUACAUUUGGGGCAACGAUGAGAGAGAAAAGGUCUAAUUACACCAAAUUUUUUAUCACUCCUGUAAUACUUUGUGAGCCUGUCUUCUCUACUUAGCUAAAACAGUUAAAUAAAAUCACAGGAAUUCUUUUAUUAAAGCUGGUAUAUUUUGUAUAUUUCAGGAUAGACUUCAAUGGAUUAUAGGCCACUGUGAUAAACGAACAGCCGUGGAAAGUUUACUGUCACCAAACAGACUCUACAAACCGUUCAACGUGGACCGCUUUACUCUUGAUAUGUCUAAGCUAACAGCAACGUGACACUGAAGUGUUUACCGAAUCCUAACAUGUUACAGUAAAUUCAACUCUACAAAUAUUUUCAGCGGUUGAAGCAGUAUCUCCUUGGAAAUAAUUAACACUUAUUUUCAUAUUAAUUUAUUGCCAAGUUAGGUGAAUUUUUAAAUUUGAUGGAAACUGGACAUAGCU